Messenger RNA from Populus nigra (black poplar), 1094 nucleotides. RefSeq names its product ras-related protein RABC1-like. The transcript has 7 exons. Lineage: Eukaryota; Viridiplantae; Streptophyta; Magnoliopsida; Malpighiales; Salicaceae. The coding region runs from base 238 to 867 and encodes 209 amino acids. Gene Ontology annotation, molecular function: GTP binding; GTPase activity. The record is from RefSeq and is a predicted model, not a curated record.
AACACAAUAUCAAAAUUCCAUUUUUGUCCUCCAUAAAUUUUAACAGUUGAUUCCCCUUCUUUUUCGUAUUGCUUCAUAAUUCUCCGAGCUCUCUAUCGUUCUCUGCAAACUCACCGCCUGAAUUUUACCAAUAUUUACAGAAGCCAUUACCUUUCAGGGUGAAGUAGGGCACAUUGUGGUGUCGGAGGAACUGGGAUUUUAUAGGUUACUGUUUGUUUUUAGUGAGAGAAUAUCUGAAUGGAUUCAAGUUCGAAUGCUCCGGAGUUUGAUUACUUGUUCAAGUUGUUGAUGAUUGGAGAUUCUGGUGUUGGGAAAAGUAGUCUCCUUUUGAGUUUCACUUCUGACACCUUUGAAGAUCUCUCCCCCACCAUUGGUGUUGAUUUUAAAGUAAAAUUUGUGAAUAUUGGAGGGAAAAAUCUGAAACUUGCGAUGUGGGAUACUGCUGGUCAGGAGAGAUUUAGAACAUUGACAAGUUCAUACUACAGAGGGGCCCAAGGGAUCAUUAUGGUCUAUGAUGUAACUCGACGAGACACAUUUACCAAUCUCUCUGAGAUAUGGGCUAAGGAAAUUGAUCUAUAUUCAACAAAUCAAGAUUGCAUCAAGAUGCUUGUUGGAAACAAGGUUGACAAGGAAAGUGAUCGGGCGGUGACAAAAAAGGAGGGCAUAAACUUUGCUAGGGAAUAUGGAUGCCUCUUUAUUGAAUGCAGCGCUAAAACCCGUGUUAAUGUACAACAAUGUUUUGAAGAGCUUGUUCUAAAGAUUUUAGAUACACCCAGCCUAUUGGUUGAGGGUUCCAAAGGUGUAAAAAAGAACAUCUUUAGUGAGAAGCGGCCACAACCUGAUGCAUCCACUAGCAGUUGUUGCUGAUUUAUUCUCAAUUAUCUUUCAUCUUUUCCAGAUCUCUAACCUAUAGUGGUAAUGGUGAUCUCUCACCUGAUUCUGAAGAAAAUGUUUUUAUUCUGUUGUUUUUUUUUCUACAGGAACUGGAAGUUUCAUGUAAUAUAGUAUUCUUGUGAUGCUGUUAUUUUCACGCUCUGUUUGAUACAUUGAACUUCUUCUGAUGAAUGAUGACAAAUUGAAGUUUGGAAACAAAA